AUUUCCAACUAUUAUCGUCGGAGGAUUCUGGUCUAGCACCUUAAAAAACAGAUUAUUUAUUUUUUACAUAUUCUUAUAAUAUAAUAUCUCAAGAAUAUGUUCUUAUAGCGAUAUUUCGAAAUUCAAAAUAUUGACAAAGUUAUAAACAGUUUAAUAUAAACAACUAGCCGAUCAUUUAAAGCGCUCAAAUAUAGAGAUCGAAGCGCGCGGGAAUCUCUUUGUAUUCGGAAGUCUCCGGAUGCUCAAAUAAAAUAAAUAAACAAAAUAAACGAGAUUUCCUAUAUAUACAAUAUAGAAUUCAAUGAAAUAUAUACAAUGACUUUAAUAUGCGUAUAUCUUCGUAAAGUAAGAAUUAUAACUUCUAACGGUUGUUCGAACUUAAUUCUUCCUCGAAUUUUGGCUCGAACAGAUGUAUGGAGAAAAAGCAUUUAAGAGAAAGUCCGAUCCGGCAAGACAGAAGUAAAGAAAAGAAAUUUUACGGCAAUCAGUUCAUAUCAGAAAAUAAAACAUCAUUUACAAGUAUAGCAGCUAAAAAAUUGGAAGCGAGCGGUGAUGAAAAAAUACAAUUAAAUCCUAGUCACGGAUAUCGCUUUUUUUUCUGUAUUUUCGACUCUCUCUCAACUUGUGAUUUGCAAAGAGUGUAAAUUUUAUGAAUCUCGUACACGUGGCUUGAAAUUUAAAACCCGAGUGACCUGUGCGUAUGGAAUGCAAUUUUCGUGGCUGCUUAUCGACAAAACAUAAGAAAUAAACCGAAGUACUGUUUUUGUGACAAAUUUACUAAUUAGCGUAUAAGGUUCAAAUAUAUUUUCUAAUAGCGAUAGAGGUCGAGCGCGUGAUUGGUGUAGUAGAUAGCGCAUUGGUCUGCGACACUAGAGGUCCCGGGUCCGAUUCCCCGCAAAACCGGAAAAAUUUAUGUAUGCUCGUGUUUUCUCUGGACGGUUUGGCAAGCCAUCAGAGUAUAUCUGCUCAAAGAACCUCUUGCAAAAAAUACCUUUUGAAGUCAGCGUUAAACUGUAGGUCCCAUAUGCCUGUAUAUAAUCAUCAUGCGCUUUACAAGCAUAUAAGUCAGAGGAAACAACAAGCCUGAUAUUAUAAUUUAUUUUAAGAUAAUUUAUUACAUUUCAAAGUUCUUAUGUUGAAAUUCAGUAUUCUCUCUUAAUACUUCAAUACGUGUGAAUUUUACUCGCUAUCUAUCGCAAAACUGCAGAUGUCACUCUGGAUAUUAUAUUAGAUUAUGAUAUGGGUUAGAUCAGGCGUUUUUAUCGUGCGCAGUUUGUAUUAUCUCGCAUUACGAAAGUAUGCCGUCAAGGAGACAUGUCCAGUGCGAAAAAUAGGGAGUAUGCACGAGCGAGCCCUUGGUCCCGGCUAAGGAGGGCGAAAGAAGGUGAAAAAGAAUGAGGAAGGUUAUUCGGAGCCGUAGCAGAGUCCGGUGGAUUCGAGAUAGCCGGAUAGCGUGCCUGCCGGACUGGUCCGGAAGUCGCGUGUCGACGGCAACCCCUAACAGCCCCACCGCGACUCUCGUCCUACCUCCGUCUUCGUUACCACCACCUACACACACAAUUUCCUUACCUUACCUCACCUGCAAACGACGACGACCAGCACGGCCUACCGCGAGAUUGGCUUGUGUGCGCCGAGGGCAAUCCGUGCAAAUCGAAUGGUAAGGGAGUGUUGGUGUAACGUUACCCUAACGAACCAUGAGAACGAGUCAGCGAUUGGUCGAUCCUGCCGAGCGGGCGAGCGAGGCCCGAGGAAAAGCAACCCUCUCUUCAUUCUCGGCUACGUACCGUCCUCAGAAUCGCCAGGAUAACCGUGCCGUGAACACCACUCUGAUACCGUCAACGUUCUCGCUCGAACUCUACCCGAGAACAAAUAGAGACUAAACAACAAGACGAUCGAUCGAAUCUCGUAUCUGAGCGUAUUACAUCUCUCUAAGCGUAUCGCAUCUAUCGAAAUAAACGCCGAAUAAUAUUUUCGGAGUACUUGCUACUACUCGCGUUCACUGGCGAUACUUUUCACUCGGGGUCAUCUCGGCGACGAGGCAGAGCUGCCUCUCUAUCGUUCGUCUAACAAAACUCUCUGAAAUCGCGUUACGUGAUAAACCUCGGAAACCGUCUUCCAUCCUCGGCGAGUGUAACGUGUACACAUUGGCCCAAGAGUGUCCACCGGGUGGCCGUAAUCUCUUCGUGCGGCACGAGCGUCAACGACGCGCACGAUCUUCGACGAGAGUGAGUCGCUCGAGCGAACCAUGCUCGCGUUCUGCGCGGUGGGAUCGUACGGUGUAACAUGAGCAGCAACAGCAAGAAACCACCGGGAGGCAAGGACGACAAGAAGAGUCCCUCCAGCAAGGAAGAGAGCCCGUCGGGCGGCAAGGACGAUGGUGGUUCGGCAACGGGAAGUAAUGGCGGCGCGGCCGGAGGAGAACCUUCGCAGCCAGGAAGCAAGCCCAGCUCCGCCGGUGCGACCGCCAGAGAAGGGGCCCAGAGACUCCUGGGCCUGGCUGCUCGCGGAGAAUGGGCACCCGUGGACCAGCUGCUCAAAUCUCUGGAGAAGACGGUGCAGAGCGCGGGGGAGGAUAGCUUCAUCGCGCCUCUCGCCGGCGUUCUGGAUCCGACGACGGGAAUGACGCCGUUGAUGUACGCGGUGAAAGACAACCGCAGCGCGCUGCUCGAUCGGAUGAUCGAGCUUGGAGUCGACGUUACUGCCAGGAACAACGAUAAUUACAAUGCACUCCACAUCGCCGCCAUGUACUCGAGGGAGGACGUCGUCAAAUUGCUACUGUCCAAGAGGGGCGUCGAUCCAUACGCCACCGGCGGGCCAAGGCAGCAAACAGCGGUUCAUCUGGUGGCGUCAAGACAAACGGGCACCGCCACGUCGAUUUUGCGAGCCCUAUUGGGUGCUGCUGGACGAGAUAUCAGACUGAAGGUCGACGGCAAAGGGAAGAUACCCCUUUUGCUAGCGGUGGAGGCUGGCAAUCAAUCGAUGUGCCGGGAACUUUUGGCGCAGCAAGCACCUGAUCAGCUUCGGGCCACCACACCUGCAGGUGAUUCCGCUCUACACUUGGCUGCGAGAAGGCGAGAUAUCGACAUGGUGCGGAUACUGGUGGAUUACGGCGCGUCCGUCGACAUGCAAAACGGCGACGGACAGACCGCGUUACACAUAGCGAGCGCCGAGGGUGACGAGACUCUGGUAAAAUAUUUCUACGGUGUCCGCGCGUCCGCUUCGAUCACCGAUCAUCAAGAUCGGACGCCUAUGCACUUGGCUGCUGAGAACGGUCAUGCAUCUAUAAUCGAGUUGUUGGCUGAUAAGUUCAAGGCGAGCAUUUUCGAGAGAACAAAGGACGGUUCUACUCUAAUGCACAUAGCGUCGCUCAACGGUCACUCGGAAUGCGCUACUAUGCUUUUUAAGAAAGGCGUGUAUCUACACAUGCCGAACAAACGCGGCGCCCGGUCGAUUCACACGGCCGCGAAAUACGGUCACGUGGGUAUCAUCAGUACCUUGCUGCAACGAGGCGAGAAGGUGGACGUGGUGACCAAUGACAACUACACGGCGCUCCAUAUAGCUGUGGAAAGCGCUAAACCGGCCGUCGUGGAGACACUUUUGGGAUACGGCGCGGAGGUACACGUGAGGGGUGGGAAACUUCGGGAAACUCCGCUUCACAUAGCCGCCAGGGUGCCGGACGGUGACAGAUGCGCCUUGAUGUUAUUGAAGUCUGGGGCCGAUCCGAAUUUGACAACCGACGACGGUCAGACGCCCGUUCAUGUGGCGGCCAGUCACGGGAACCUGGCGACCCUACUUUUACUUCUUGACGACGGCGGCGAUCCGAUGGCCAAAUCAAAAAACGGAGAGACGCCCUUGCAUUUAGCCUGCAGGGGUUGCAGAGCGGACGUGGUCCGGCAGUUGAUCGAAUUCGUGAAGCAGACGAAGGGCGCCGAAGUGGCGACUUUCUACGUGAACAGCGUAACCAACGAAGGAGCCAGUGCUCUGCAUUACGCCGCCCAAAUCGAACCGUCGGAAGUCGUUAUUCCCGGUGACGAUCGUGCGAUAGUCCGUGCACUUCUCGACAGCGGUGCGGACGUCUCGUUGCAAACAAAGCAGGCUCAGGAAUCGGCGUUUCAUCAUUGCGCCCUUGCGGGUAACAACGAGGUCCUGCAGGAGAUGAUCAGCCGCAUGUCGGCCACGGAAGUACAAAAAGCUUUGAACCGGCAGAACGCCGUCGGUUGGACGCCGUUGCUGAUCGCCGCUCAUCGAGGCCACAUGGAGCUGGUGACCACACUGUUAGCCAAUCACGGCAGGGUCGAUGUGUUCGAUCUCGAGGGUAGAUCCGCCCUUCAUCUGGCCGCCGAGCACGGCUACCUUCAGGUGUGCGACGCGCUCUUGGCGAACAAGGCCUUCAUAAACUCCAAGUCGCGCGUAGGCAGGACCGCCUUGCAUCUGGCCGCCAUGAACGGUUACACGCAUCUGGUGAGGUUCCUCGUGCAAGACCACGGCGCCGCGAUAGACGUGCUCACUCUGAGGAAGCAGACGCCUCUUCACUUGGCGGCGGGGGCGGGGCAGUUGGAGGUCUGCAAGCUUCUGCUGGAACUCGGCGCCAGCAUAGACGCCACCGACGACCAGGGGCAAAAGCCGAUCCACGCCGCGGCGAUGAACAACUACGCCGAGGUGGCGCAACUUUUUCUGCAGAGGCACGCCAGCCUGGUGAUGGCCUGCACCAAGGACGGCAACACCUGCGCCCACAUCGCCGCCAUGCAGGGUAGCGUCCGUGUAAUCGAGGAACUGAUGAAGUUCGACAGACAGGGCGUGAUCUCCGCCAGGAACAAACUGACGGAGGCCACUCCGCUGCAGCUGGCGGCGGAGGGUGGCCACGCUGAAGUGGUGAAAGCUCUGGUGCGGGCCGGGGCGUCCUGCGCCGACGAAAAUCGCGCGGGCUUCACAGCAGUUCAUCUGGCGGCUCAACAUGGCCACGGCCAGGUGUUGGAAGUGAUGAGGUCGUCGCAAUCCCUGAGAAUCUCUAGCAAAAAGCUCGGCGUCACCGCGCUACACGUGGCUGCUUACUUCGGGCAAGCCGAUACGGUCAGAGAAUUGCUAAUAUAUAUACCUGGGACCGUGAAAUCCGAUCCACCGACUGGAGGAGCUCUGGUUGCGGAAUUAGGAAGCGAAUCCGGGAUGACACCUCUUCAUCUGGCCGCCUAUUCCGGAAACGAGAACGUCGUGCGUUUACUAUUGAACUCUGCGGGUGUCCAGGCAGACGCGGCGACCACCGAAAACGGAUUCAAUCCUUUGCACUUGGCCUGCUUCGGCGGUCACAUCACCGUCGUCGGUCUGCUGUUGAGCAGAUCGGCGGAGCUGCUGCACAGCGCAGACCGUUACGGCAAGACCGGGCUGCACAUCGCAGCGACCCACGGUCACUACCAGAUGGUGGAGGUUCUCUUGGGUCAAGGGGCUGAGAUAAACGCGACCGACAAGAACGGCUGGACGCCGCUUCAUUGCGCUGCGCGUGCCGGUCACCUGGACGUCGUGAAACUGCUCGUCGAGAGCGGAGCAUCCCCGAAGAGCGAGACGAAUCUCGGUUGCGCGCCGAUCUGGUUCGCCGCGUCCGAAGGUCACAACGACGUGCUGAAGUAUCUCAUGGAGAAGGAGCACGACACAUACGCCCUAAUGGAAGACAGGAGGUUCGUCUACAAUAUGAUGGUCUGCAGCAAAAGUCACAACAACAAGCCGAUAGAGGAGUUCGUCCUGGUAUCGCCCGCGCCGGUCGACACGGCUGCCAAGCUGUCCAACAUUUACAUGAAGCUCUCCGAAAAGGAGAAGGAACGCGCCAAGGAUUUGAUCGCGGCCGGGAAGCAGUGCGAGGCCAUGGCGACCGAAUUGCUGGCGUUAGCGGCGGGCGCCGAUUCAGCCGGCAGGAUCUUGACGUCGAUGGACCGCAGGAACGUUGAGUUCCUGGACGUGUUGAUCGAGAACGAGCAGAAGGAGGUGAUCGCGCACACGGUGGUGCAGCGUUACCUCCAAGAGCUCUGGCAAGGCAGCCUGAAUUGGAACGCGUUCAGGACGAUCCUGCUGUUCAUCGCCUUCCUCGUGUGCCCGCCCGUCUGGCUCGUGUUCGCCCUACCGUUCGGCCACAAGUACAACAACGUACCGAUCAUUAAGUUCAUGUCAUACCUCACGUCGCAUAUUUACCUGAUGGUCUUCCUACUGUUGGUCGGCAUCACACCCAUCUAUCCGGUGGUGAGAGCCAGUCUGAUACCGUAUUGGUACGAGUGGUGCCUGCUGGUGAUGCUGUCGGGGUUGUUACUGUUCGAGCUGACGAAUCCCAGCGACAAAAGCGGCCUGGGCUGGAUCAAGCUGGCGGUGCUGCUCUUCGGCAUAUUCGGCGUGGCGUUCCACCUACUGGGCUUCGUGUACGUGACCAGAGAGUCUUGGCCGACUCUGCUCUACCUGAGGAAUCAGCUUUUCGCUCUGAGCUUCCUUUUAGCAUGCGUGCAAAUACUGGACUUCCUGUCGUUUCAUCAUCUCUUCGGACCUUGGGCCAUCAUCAUUGGUAAUCUCAUGAAGGACCUCGCGAGAUUCCUCGCGGUCUUGGCCAUCUUCGUCUUCGGCUUCUCCAUGCACUUUGUCGCGCUCAAUCAGGCGUUCAAGAAUCAAACGCCACAAGAGGCGCGCGCCGAUGACAGGAAGAAAAAGCCUCCGUUCUACGACGUAAAGAUGAAUCCGGUGCUCGCCUUCGAAUAUCUGUUCUUCGCCGUCUUCGGCCAAACCACCCACGGCGAGCUGAAGGUCGAGGUCAAUCAGCCGCAGUGGACCGCGGUCCUCUUCAAGUUGACCUUCGGCGUGUACAUGUUGGUCUCGGUAGUGGUGUUGAUUAAUCUGCUGAUCGCCAUGAUGAGCGACACUUAUCAACGGAUACAGGCGCAGUCGGACAUUGAGUGGAAAUACGGGCUCAGUAAACUGAUCCGUAACAUGCACAGAACCACCACAGCUCCGUCCCCGCUAAACUUGCUCACCACCUGGACCGUAUACUUCAUCAAGCUGUGCAAGCAGCGCGCCGCUAGACGCAAGCGACCCUCGUUGGUGCACAUGAUGGGGCUGCAGCGCGCCGGCCGUUUGUCGCCCAGAUCGAAGAUGGGCGCCAAGUGGUUGGCCAAGGUUAAGAAGGGUCAGGUCCACAGCGUGGCCUUGUCGGUCGUCCACCUGAGCCCCCUCGGCAGUCAGUUGUCCUUCAGCAACACCGUCAGGAUCGACAACGUCAUCGACUGGGAGGUCGUCAGGCGCAAGUACAGAGACCUCUACGGCGAGCAGGAAGUGGAGAAGCCAGCCGGAGAGAAGGAAUCGACGGAGAUGAAUCCAUUGGCGGCCUUGGAGGGAUCGUCGAGCGUCACCGAGAAGUCGGGACUGCCCGGGGCCUGAAGGAAGGAAAACGGAAAUCGCCAAAGAUCACUCGCCGACCAGCGUACUAUAGUUCUCACGGAAGAGAGGUCGCGAAAGCCGCCCUCGUUUUCCUCUUCUCCAAGAUGCUCUUCAUCCAAGAUGCGCUCGAGAUCGCGCGAUUAAUUUUUGUACAUAUGCGUGCGCGAGGACGC
Molecule: messenger RNA, 7577 nt
Organism: Dinoponera quadriceps
Lineage: Eukaryota; Metazoa; Arthropoda; Insecta; Hymenoptera; Formicidae
Gene: nompC
Product: serine/threonine-protein phosphatase 6 regulatory ankyrin repeat subunit B
Exons: 14
Coding region: 2284-7404 (1706 amino acids)
Biological process (GO): GPI anchor biosynthetic process; calcium ion transmembrane transport
Cellular component (GO): glycosylphosphatidylinositol-N-acetylglucosaminyltransferase (GPI-GnT) complex; membrane
Molecular function (GO): calcium channel activity; protein binding
Source: RefSeq, a predicted model, not a curated record